AAAACCCGUAAAAAACCCAACAUUUUAACGCGACGUCACGGUACCGUUACAAAAUGUAUUACGUGGCACUCAAAAAUUGACGUGGCCAAUAUAUGCCAUUAGUAAUUCAACGUGGAUGUUUUUUUGAUGACGUGGUUUACUUAAAUAAAAAAUUAAAAAAAAUAAAAAAUUUUGCUCUGGGUUCACGAACCCAGAGGGAGGAACCCGAUCUGGUGGCAGAGCCGCAGAGCCAUUGACAGCACUGAUACGCCAAUGGCAGCACGUGAGGAAGGAUGGCGCGUGAGUCAACUCGUAAAGAGGGAGCGUGAAAAUGCUGCCAUCCCGCUGUAUAGAAAAUCGUCCCAGCAGGAAACUUUGCUUGCUCUCUCCACUGACAUUGCCCCAAGGCGCUGUGUAUAUGUGACCGUGAAAGAGAGAGACUUGGGAACUGUGCGCGGUCCAGCUCCUCCGAAACUCACCAAACCCAUUUCGAGCUAGGGUUUUCUGCUGUUAUCUUCUUCAGUCUACUUCAAAUACACCCAAAAAUACCAGCACGACUACAGAGAGAUUAACUAGCUUCCUUCAGGUGGUGUGGGUCAGGUGGGAUUUUGAGGAAGAUACAUAUUUUGUAGUUUGCUCUUUAACCACUUUCUGAGAAAGAGAAUAUAAAAGAUAAUGCAGACACCAAAAGCAAGGUAAGACAAAUAUUGUCAAGUGCUUUUACAGCUUUCUUAUCCAUUUUUUCCAUUUAGAGUUUUGUAGAGUAUUGUUCUUAAUGGCUAACGUGAUUUCCUUUAACUUAGUGGUGUACUAUGUGCCGCUUCGAGUAAUAUCCCUCUGCUCUAUAAAUGAGUACUUCAUGA
Molecule: messenger RNA, 842 nt
Organism: Rubroshorea leprosula
Lineage: Eukaryota; Viridiplantae; Streptophyta; Magnoliopsida; Malvales; Dipterocarpaceae
Source: the annotation of a GenBank genome assembly